This is a messenger RNA of Macrobrachium nipponense, 408 nucleotides long. RefSeq names its product SCAN domain-containing protein 3-like. The record is from RefSeq and is a predicted model, not a curated record. The coding region runs from base 1 to 408 and encodes 135 amino acids. The transcript has a single exon. NCBI's taxonomy places the organism in Eukaryota, Metazoa, Arthropoda, Malacostraca, Decapoda, Palaemonidae.
AUGGCCAAACUCAACCUCUGGAAAUGUCGGGUUCAGCAGGGAAAUGCAGCCAGUUUUAGGAACUUGGAUUCUGCUCUCGCUGACAGUAACCUCGUCUCUGAUUUAAAGCAACAAAUAAUCACUCAUCUAAGUGACUUGAAAGUAGAAUUCAUCAGAUACUUCCCAGAUAUAGAUGACAAGCGUGAAGCCUGGAAAUUCAUCAGGAACCCAUUUCAAUGUGAAGAAGCUGAUGUUGCUGAUGAAGUCCAAGAAGAGUUCCUAGAAUUGAAGUUCAACUCUACAGCUAAAGAAGACUUCAAAGAUAUGGAUUUGGAGACGUUCUGGGUCAAAUACCUUCCGGUUUACCCUCUGAUCUCACAUCAGGCUCUUCGGAUUCUAACAAUGUUUGGAUCCACAUUAUCUAUGUGA